Molecule: messenger RNA, 1728 nt
Organism: Rhinichthys klamathensis goyatoka
Lineage: Eukaryota; Metazoa; Chordata; Actinopteri; Cypriniformes; Leuciscidae
Product: gastrula zinc finger protein XlCGF52.1-like
Exons: 3
Coding region: 232-1356 (374 amino acids)
Biological process (GO): regulation of transcription by RNA polymerase II
Cellular component (GO): nucleus
Molecular function (GO): RNA polymerase II transcription regulatory region sequence-specific DNA binding; DNA-binding transcription factor activity, RNA polymerase II-specific
Source: RefSeq, a predicted model, not a curated record
GUUAUCUCACUGGAGUUCCGCCUUUAGAGGGCGCUCGUGUAACCGAAGCAAUGAUACACAUCCAAGUCUAGGAGAAGAAAAGAAGUGAGCGAGGGAAGGGAAAGGGAACAUAAACAUGUGAAGUGGAACACAGCCGCUCAUUCUGCUCUAAAUCUGAUGUGUUUUUCAGACUGAGAAGAAGCAAGCAGGAGAAAUUACUCCUGGAGAAACUACUGACAUACUAUUGUAAGGAUGGAGGAAGAACCCUGCAGAAUAAAAGAUGAAGAUACAGAGGAACAAACAGACAUGAAAGUGAAUGAAGACAAACACCAUAAUUUCAUAAAUCAAGAUGGGAAACUGAUAUAUGAAAAUGAAGACAAAUAUUAUCUGUUUCCAGAACCUCAUUUCAAAAAUGAAGAUGGAAAUGCUGUCGUUUUAAAGACUGAAGAGAAUUUCACUCAGAAACAAGAUGGAAAAUCUGGAGUCAAAGGAUAUUCCACCUGCUCUGAGUGUGGAAUGUUUUACAUGCAUAAAUCAGACCUUAAGAGACACAUGAGAAUUCACAAUGGAGAAAAUCUGUUCACAUGCACUCAGUGUGGAAAAAGUUUCAGUCGCAAAGGAAACCUUAAUGAGCACAUGAGAAUUCAUUCUGGAGAAAAUCCGGUCACAUGCACUCAGUGUGGAAAGAGUUUCAGUCGCAAAGGAAACCUUAAUGAGCACAUGAGAAUUCACUCUGGAGAAAAACCGUUCACAUGCACUCAGUGUGGAAAGAGUUUCACAUCCAAAAGCUUUCUCAACAAUCAUCUGCGCUCUCACUCUGGUGUGAGAUCAUUCAGCUGUGAUCAGUGUGAUAAAACGUUCGUUUUGGCAUCAAGCUUAAAAACACACCUUAAAAUUCAUACUGGUGUAAAACCUAAUUUUUGUUCUUAUUGUGGAAAAUGUUUUACAAGACUGCACAAUUUAAAAGAGCAUGAGCGUAUCCAUACUGGUGUGAGACCUCAUGUUUGCUCUGACUGUGGGAAGAGCUUCACUACAUCAGGCGCAAUAAAACAACACCAGAGAAUUCAUACUGGAGAGAAAUCGUACGAGUGCUCACACUGUGGAAAGAGUUUCAGUCGGUCAGAAUCGUUGAAAAUUCAUGAGAGAGUUCAUACUGGAGAGAAACCGUACGAGUGCUCACACUGUGGAAAGAGUUUCGCUCAGUCAGGAAACCUGAAAGAUCAUGAGAGAGUUCAUACUGGAGAGAAGCCGCACCAGUGCUCUUCAUGUGGGAAGAGUUUCACCAAUUUAUCUAAUAUGCAGACUCAUAUGAAAAAGCGUUGCCUGAAUUUGUCUAAUGAGCAAAUGUUUAUGAUCAGAUCCAUUACUUACAAAUAAUACACUUACAAGUAAAUAAUUUGACAUUCAGAUGAAUCAAAAGCUGGAUAAUUUGCUAAAAUUAGUAGUGAAGUUUGAUUGUUUGACAAGGGGAACCUUUGGGGGAAGGUCAAAAUAAUAGUUUAGAAAACUAGUGUGUUGCCAUAAAAUAAUAUGUGAAGGGAUAUGAUUUAGGAAGGGAUGUGUUUUGUUUCUUUGUGGAGCUCAGUUAUUUUCAUUAAUUAUGCAUUCGAGGCAUUUGUGUACAAGUGGCAACAAUAGUCUAUUAAAUCAUAAUCCAUAUUUCAAACAACUUGUUUUAGCUGUUUGGAUGUGAUGCAUUAAGAUAUUGAAGACUUUUUUGGGGAUUGAAAUCACUCUGCACAAUGUGAA